Ostrea edulis (European flat oyster) is the source of this 746-nucleotide messenger RNA. RefSeq names its product acyl-coenzyme A thioesterase 13-like. Lineage: Eukaryota; Metazoa; Mollusca; Bivalvia; Ostreida; Ostreidae. The transcript has 3 exons. Gene Ontology annotation, molecular function: fatty acyl-CoA hydrolase activity. The record is from RefSeq and is a predicted model, not a curated record. The coding region runs from base 50 to 478 and encodes 142 amino acids.
AUGGAGCCCAAUCCCAUCUUUAUUUACACUCGGUAUUGAAAAUUGAAAUAUGUCUUCUGCUCGCAAUGGACUUGCGUUUUUGAAACAGAUGGUGAAAUUCAGAACAGAAGUCAAAAGUUUUGAACAUGUUUUACAAGGCGUUCGAGUUGUGGACGGAGGAGAGGGGCGAUGUCAGUGUGAAAUGACCGUAAAGGAGGAACACCAGAAUGCUGGAGGGACGCUACAUGGGGGCUUGACCGCCACUCUGGUGGAUGCCGUGUCCACGUGGGCUUUGAUGACAACAGAGCGACAGGUGCCUGGCGUUAGUGUUGAUCUUAGUGUAUCAUUUAUGAAACCGGUGAAAAUUGGAAACGACAUUGUGAUUGAUGCUGACACACUGAAGAUGGGAAAAAAUCUGGCGUUUUGUUCAGUGGACAUUAAAUUGAAAAACGACGGUUCUCUUGUAGCUCAAGGAAAACAUACGAAAUAUGUAGGAUGAAGUGGUGUUUUAGAUUUCCCAAGACAUUUUAAGUUGCAAGAUUUAUAAUUCUUACCAGAGAAUAUUUAUAGGUUCUAUCUAUGCCCCAUACACUUGUAUAAUACUUCUAUCAUUCUGUGUAUAUUUAUAUUGCGGAUUUUUUUAAAGAAUGAAACAUGAAUAAACGUGGAGGAUUAACAUACCCGUAUAGAAUCUUCGUUAAACAAUGAAUUGAUUUAGAUCACGCUUGUAUUCCUAAAAUAUUGUAAUAAAAGUAGAGUUUUUUAUA